AUGCUCAUAUUCUCACGGUCCGGCCAAGUACUUCUGGUAACCAUGUCCUCAAGCAUUUUCAUCUUGCAGAAAUUUUGUCGCCUAGCCAGAUAUCCAUCCAACUCUUUAUUUUUAAAGAAUGGUCGGCACGUUAUUCAGCAGCCAAGUCACGAUCCAAAAGUCCGUCCAGGUGGAGUGGAUGUUGCUCGGCACUGGCAGGGCCUCGGCUUUCUCUUGAUAUACCUCUCGGCGAGGCCAGACAUGCAGCAACGGCGUGUAACUGCUUGGCUAGCUCAGCAUAAUUUCCCUCAUGGCCUUACGUUUUUCGUCGAUGGCUUUUCUGCUGAUCCUCUUCGACAAAAAGCGCAGAUUCUCCAACGUCUAACUCAAGAAAAAAUAGCGGGCUCUUCCAAUAUUCGCUCGUGAUGUGUUGGUGCUGUUUUAAUGCGCAAAAAUGUUUCCAUUGUAUCCUCGGAAAAUUAA
Protopolystoma xenopodis is the source of this 462-nucleotide messenger RNA. Lineage: Eukaryota; Metazoa; Platyhelminthes; Monogenea; Polystomatidea; Polystomatidae. The record is from the annotation of a GenBank genome assembly.